AUUUGUGUUUAGUUGAUUUUUGAUCGUUGGCCUAGUUGGUUGGUUGUUGAAGUUGCUGCGUAAUUAAAGAAUCGAUCAGUCGAUCAUUCGAUUUCGAUAUUGUGCUGUUCAAAAAACCGAUAGAAUUCAAUUUGUGAUUGUCCAAUUUCAAUCAUAAAAUAGACGGAUUGUAAUAGCUGAACUGCAUCAAUAUGGAUAAUUUAAUUAAUUCACCAUCUUCUGCAUCACCAUCUCAACUGAGUCUUCUCGAUCUUAAUGACUACUGCUUUUUGGAUAUAUUCGCCCACCUCAACGUAAACGAUCUGAUUCUGGCCAGUACACUUUGUAAGCGAUUAGAAUACAAUGCUCAUCGACUAUUUCCGCAUCGGCUACAGUUGUGGACGGAUAUUUGUGACGACGUUGAAACGGCAGAUUUUCUACUAUCAAAAGUCGGUCGAUUCAUUACUGAAAUCGAGAUCAACGGUGAUGGUGAGCCGGGUAUUUCAAUUCAGGAGACAAUGGAAUUGCUUCGGAGGAAUUGUAAAUAUUUGGAGAAAGUCGUGCUGCACCAUACCGUUCCCAAUGAUUUGUUACAGCUACCAACGAACCUCAAACACAUUUCGAUAAAAUUCCCAGAAAAUUGGACUCCGACCGAGGGAUUUAUGGAAAAAUUGAAAAGUUUCAAUAAUCUGGAAUCGUUGACGCUGAACUUCAAACAUUUUACCGAAAUCGACAGUGGUUUUCUGAGCGAACUACCACCGUUAAAGGAAUUAAGAUUGAAAAAUUGUGCAGUCGAGCCAAUGCACCUACAAACGUGCCUGGCAAAUUCAAAAACCGAAUUGGAAUCGCUGACUAUGCGGAAAUGCUUUGCAGAAUUUCCCGACAUUUUGAUCGAGAGUGUCGAUCAAUUGGUUAAAUUGAACGAACUGGAAUGUCAGUUCAACUGUGCACCGGCGAACUUCAGCCCAUUUAGCCUGUUCAACCGACUGACUUCAUUAAAAUUGACGAAUGCUUCCGCAUCCAUUGACGUUGACAAAUUGUUUGGCGCGUUGAUCAACCACAACAAGAUCCAGACGCUGUCAAUGUGUUCGAUUGAUAUCGAUAACAGCCUGCCACUGAAUGUUAAAACCGUGAAGCAAUUACAUCGCUUGACAAAUCUUCGCCGGUUGGAUCUCUACGAAACCGACUUUGUGAACGACGCAUUUCUAAUGGAAAUUACGAAAGGCAAGUCGUUGACUCAUUUGCGUUACAAACAGUCAUACCGACCGAUGUUGAGCUUGGAAGCAGUACUGGACUGCAUUGCGUUGAAUGGACCAAAACUGCAGAAGGUUAGCUACAUUGUUUACCACGAUGCCAGUCAAGUGAAUCAGGACAGUGAGCAGAAGAAGGAACUGCUCAACGCCUUCCGCAAAACCGAUACGUUCAAACGAGUCACUCAAUGCAAGGAAAACAUUUCGAACAAAUUGACGUCGGUCGAGUUUUUGUUUUAGAAAAUUAUUUUAUUGAAACUUCUACCAUAAUGACUGAGCUUCAUGAGCUGCUAAUAUUCCAAUUGACUGAGCUGCUAAUUGUACUUUGUCCCAAGCAACCACCGAUUGUUUUCAAAUAAAUUUUGUUUUAGUUUUCUAAGUGCAUCGA
Messenger RNA from Bradysia coprophila, 1617 nucleotides. RefSeq lists its product as uncharacterized. The record is from RefSeq and is a predicted model, not a curated record. Lineage: Eukaryota; Metazoa; Arthropoda; Insecta; Diptera; Sciaridae.